CCAGUUCCUGAUCGACAUAGAAGAGGACGGGACAAUUUCCAAUGAAACGGGACUUGGGGUCAUAUUCCGGGUUAUCCGGGGACAUGCGAUCGAAGUUCGGGAAGGACACCUGGAAAGUAGGCACGGCGUUUGGGUUGGUUUCGUCGUACUGGUCCUUGAUGUAAUCAAUGGCCAGAUCGUUCGUAAUGGAUGCGCCGCCCCACGGUGUUUCGAUGGAGACGAAAUUUGCCUGGAUAUCAAACAUGUGGUUCUUCAUGAGGGUAAAGAGACCAACGGCUUGGCAAUCGUAGUGGAGAUCGUCGCAGGUGAUGAUGUGUGGAUCCCCCCACAUCCCACAGACGGCACCGGUGCACUCGUUGAUGUGUUCGUUGAAGGUCAUGGGAAUUGGGGGUGACGAGCACAGUCCAUCACUGACACCCAGCAUCGAGUUGCCAUUUUCGUCGACACCGGUUUCCCGUCCGGGGAUGCACUGGGACCACAAACAUUCGCCGUCCUCCGAAUACUCAUGGCAGUGGGCGUACCACCCCGUGCAGCAAUCUCCGGGCCGGGGAAAGUUGGUGUCGAAGUCCCACAGGCAGCAAUCGGUCUUGACUGUUGGAUCGACUUCGCACUGGGCAAACCACCAGUUGCCCUCGCAUUUGUACCCUUCGGCGCAGUCGUUGUUCUCGGUGUCGUAGCAGCGACUCCAAAGCGCCCGGUCCGUCUUUUGGUCCCGGUGGUCGCAGAUCCCGGGGGGGUCCUCGAAGACCAUCGGAACCUCGGUGUCGCAGAAGCCCCACUCGUUGCACUCAGAUCCGGCGCAGCAAUCUCCGACGUUUUCGCACUUGUUGUUCCACGAGACGCAACACUCGUGGUCCGCCGCGGGGUCCGGAAAACAGGCUGCGUAGUCCUGGUACUUGAGCUCACAGAUGUAUCCGGGGUCGCAUUCCUUGUACUCGACGCCAAUUUCGCGAUUGUAGUUGGGAGACAUAAAAGAGUGGUCGUAGUGGCAGCGGCCCCACUUGUUUCUCUGGGGCUCGUAAUCUGGAGACAGACGGUAGAUGGAACGAAUACAUAAAUACAUGAGAAAAAAAGCAGUUUGUCAGUCAUCGUGUUCUACCCAGCUGUUGUGUCAAACCCUAAUGAAUGCUGUGUCAUGCGAAUGCUACCGCAACACAAACAAACAAGCAAGCAAGCAAACAAACCACCGCKGGACAAUUGGCUUCGCUGUCGCUUACCAGCGCCGGGAAUGUGUCCCCACCACAUUAAGUUGCGAAUGUCUUCGCUGAGAUUCCAAUAGUCGAACAUCCCGUACCAGCGUUCACACUGCUGGUUUACAUCGGAGGCCGUCUCGCCUGCCAUGGAAUUGACGAGAUAAGAUGCCGUAGUCCUGUUCUCCAUCAGUCCGGUAUUCUCGUUGUAUAUCUCAUCAACCAUGUAGCAACCCCAGUCCUUGAUGGAAGAAAAAAAGUGUUCGUUGGGCCCGGGAGUGUUGCCGAGAGCGAUGUCUUGCGAGAGGGGGUAACGGCCCUCUAUGUCUUGAUUGUUCACGCGCCGGACAGUAGCAACCAUAAAGUCGCACCAGUCGUCGGGGUGGGUCGAAGCCCACGCGAACGGCCAGUUGUUCCAGUCCCCCUGGGAGUGGUCACAGUACAGAGCGGUCAAUUGGCCGGGAAUUGGAUCGAAGGGCAGCGGGUCCCCGCAGUGCCAGAGUGCGUUCUCCAUGGUUCGGAAAACGUAGACGUCACAUUCGUUG
This is a messenger RNA of Pseudo-nitzschia multistriata, 1735 nucleotides long. Lineage: Eukaryota; Bacillariophyta; Bacillariophyceae; Bacillariales; Bacillariaceae. The record is from the annotation of a GenBank genome assembly.